GCAUCGUUGUAUCUUCCAACAGUCACUGAUCCGAUCUUCUCUGUCAGGACGUGAAACGAUUGGUGGACAAUUUCAAAGAGUACUUGCAGGUGGAAGGAAAAAAAAAAUCUUGCUAGUGACAUAUAUUCCCUUUCGAAAAGUCUUCUCUCAUUUUAUGUCUCCAGUAUCCGACGAGUGAAGGAAGGUGUGUGGUAAAUUUCGAGGGACCGAACUGUGAAGAUUCAACCGUUUCGUUAAUCCGGCGCGUCUGGUAUUUGCACUACGAACAGAUAAAUUAUCCUGUGGGGGGUGUUUGCAAUGGCGCCGAAUCUAACAACAGCAUCAGCCCUUUUCCUGGAGACGACACAGGACUCCGUCGUGUACCAGUCCAAGAGUCAGAAGUCAGCAUCGGCAGCCCGCCCAAGGUCGGGGCUUCAGAAGGUGCAAGCUGAGCACAAGGAUGAACCAGGGAAGCAGUACAACCUGAAAAUUCGCUGGCGCAACGUCAUCGCCUUCCUGUACUUGCACGUAUUCACUCUUUACGGAAUUUACCUAGCAUUUACAGCUGCGAAAUAUCAGACAAAUAUUUGGACUACCGCGGUGUUGAUUUUUGCAUCUAUCGGAGUGACGGCCGGAGCCCACAGACUCUGGUGUCACCGCUCCUACAAAGCCAAGUUGCCACUCCGUAUUCUCCUUUGCAUUAUGCAAACGAUUGCAUUUCAGAAUCACAUAUAUGAAUGGGUUCGUGAUCAUCGGGUUCACCACAAGUUCACUGACACGGAUGCUGACCCACAUAACUCAAAAAGGGGCUUCUUCUUCUGCCACAUUGGCUGGCUCAUGGUGAGGAAGCAUCCGGACGUUAAAAUAAAGGGAAAGACCGUGGAUAUGAGCGACUUGGAAAGCGACCCCGUCGUUGUAUGGCAGCGCAGGACAUACCUAGUCACAAUGCCACUGUUAUGCUUCGUGCUGCCGGCCCUUGUGCCAGUUUACUUCUGGAAUGAAGACCCCUGGGUUUCGUGGUAUGUGGCCUCUGUUAUGAGGUACACUCUGCAGCUUAAUGGAACAUGGCUAGUAAACAGUGCGGCACACAUGUGGGGCUACAAGCCCUUUGACAAGGACAUCAGUGCAGUAGAGAACCUGACUGUGGCAUCUUUGGGGUUCGGAGAAGGCUGGCACAACUACCAUCAUGUGUUUCCAUGGGAUUACAAGGCAGCUGAGCUUGGCCCCUACAGGACUAACUGGACUACUGGCUUCAUUGACUUCUUCUCUCGCAUUGGAUGGGCUUAUGAUCUCAAAACCGUAUCCACAGAGAUGAUAAGAAGACGUGCAGCUAGGACAGGAGAUGGUAGUCGCCACAGUGACGCCCCUCUUGAAGAUUUGCAUGAAACUGACAACAGUAUAUGGGGCUGGGGAGACAAAGAUAUGCCCGAGGAAGAUAUAAAAGAAGUGCGGAUAUACAAUAAAUGUAACUGACAAACCAGUACAUUUAUGUCGUAAAGUGUAUGUCGAGGUACUCUUAGAUGUAGAUGUGUCAACAAAAUGUGAUGUACGUGGUUGCAAAUGGGCCUACUUUAGGGUAAUAUUAUCCUAAAGUAGGCCCAUUUGCAACCAUAUACUUCGUACAAUGUAACUCUUUCUUAGAUAAGGGAAACUUUUUGACGAAUGUAUUAAUUGGGAACGUCAUAAUAAUAUGGAUAUUGAUCCAAAUAUUUUAUGUUCCAUAGAGGUCCUAUUGCAUAGAAUUAAAUUUGAAAACUAAAGUAAAUGGGAAAAUAAGUACAGGCUUUUGGGAAUAAUUUAUAUUGUAGCUACUGAUCAUGUGAGCACCUCGCAAAUUUGUUCAAAUGAGAGGCUAGGAGUGAUGAAUAUGUUUAGACUAUAUAUUCAACAUAAAAACAUAUUCAGCAACAUCUAUUAAAGAAUUAAUAUCAAUGUGUUCUAAUUCAUGUUCUUUGUUGACAAAAUUAUUACUCUCUGCAAAUUUAUCAAACUAUCACGACAAAAGAACUGUUCAAAUUUAUUGAUGAAACAAUUUAAAUAAAGCUUUAAACUAGCACCACAGAGCUAUAACUUGCAUUUUGAUGACACAUCUUCAGUCACCCUAACACGUUACAAUAUGAUACCUAAGUACGUUUCUUUGCAAUAUUAUUUCGUGACUGUAGACACAUUGCCAUUUCAGGCUUUUGUAGACAGGGAUAUUUAUGGACGUUUUGUCUGAACGCAGAUAAAUUAGCCAUAAUUACUGAACAUCAUGCUGUAUCCUGUUAUGAAAAGCUUCAUUCUUACAAUAACUUAAGUUAUAAUCCAAAGA
This is a messenger RNA of Cryptotermes secundus, 2290 nucleotides long. RefSeq names its product (11Z)-hexadec-11-enoyl-CoA conjugase. Gene Ontology annotation, cellular component: endoplasmic reticulum membrane. Gene Ontology annotation, biological process: unsaturated fatty acid biosynthetic process. Gene Ontology annotation, molecular function: stearoyl-CoA 9-desaturase activity; iron ion binding. The record is from RefSeq and is a predicted model, not a curated record. The coding region runs from base 298 to 1452 and encodes 384 amino acids. The transcript has 6 exons. Lineage: Eukaryota; Metazoa; Arthropoda; Insecta; Blattodea; Kalotermitidae.